Molecule: messenger RNA, 818 nt
Organism: Musa acuminata AAA Group (dessert banana)
Lineage: Eukaryota; Viridiplantae; Streptophyta; Magnoliopsida; Zingiberales; Musaceae
Product: probable WRKY transcription factor 75
Exons: 2
Coding region: 137-691 (184 amino acids)
Biological process (GO): regulation of DNA-templated transcription
Molecular function (GO): DNA-binding transcription factor activity; sequence-specific DNA binding
Source: RefSeq, a predicted model, not a curated record
UUAAGAGUCGAUCCCUCACUAUUUCAAUUUAGGUGUGUCGAGGCUAAGACUACUAUAACUUGUGAGUGCCUCCCUCAACUCAUCACCUUCUCUCUCUCUCUCUCUCUCUCUCUCUCUCUCUCCUUCUUGAGCGACCAUGGAGAACUACCCACUCCGGUUUCCCUCACAGCAACCUUCUGCUUCGUUUUCUACUCCAUGUCUCUCCCUCUUGCCGACCGACAUGAUCGGCGACAUCCAAGUCUUUGACACUCUCCAAGGUGGCAACUCAGCUGGUUUCUUGAGGUCCAAGGAUGAGGUCGAGGUCCCGACCUCCCAAGGCUAUGGAGCUUACCAGUUGAUGGAAUCCUUCGCUGGAUCGAGGGAGAACGAGGAGAAGCCUAGCAAAAAGAAGGAGAAGAAGGUGAAGAAGCCGCGAUACGCCUUCCAAACUCGGAGCCAUGUUGAUGUACUCGAUGAUGGCUAUCGCUGGAGGAAGUAUGGGCAGAAGGCAGUGAAGAAUAACAGGUUCCCUAGAAGCUACUACAAAUGCACGCAUCAAGGUUGCAGCGUGAAGAAGCAGGUUCAACGCCUGUCAAGGGAUGAAGGCAUUGUGGUGACAACCUACGAGGGAGUGCACACUCAUCCCACGGAAAAACCGCAUGACAACUUCCAAGAUAUUCUGAAUCAAAUGCAAAUCUACUCCAACUUUUAGGUCUGUAAUGUGACGGAACGAAGAUGUUGAAGUCAUGUAUGCUUGCUAAAUAAUAAGCUUCACCAGUGCAACUUCUAUAUGGUGGACUCAUUUUGCUGCAAUACAUAUGGCUCUCUUGAACCUUUCA